This is a messenger RNA of Amphimedon queenslandica, 714 nucleotides long. Its product is annotated as espin-like. The transcript has a single exon. Lineage: Eukaryota; Metazoa; Porifera; Demospongiae; Haplosclerida; Niphatidae. Gene Ontology annotation, molecular function: protein binding. The coding region runs from base 1 to 714 and encodes 237 amino acids. The record is from RefSeq and is a predicted model, not a curated record.
AUGACACUGUAUCUCUCUGAGGUGUAUCCAGCUAAUGUUUAUAGUGUCAAUAAUAAUGAGGAAGGAUUGCUUCAUGGAGCUGCUCAGAGUGGUAGUAAGGAUAUAAUUCAAUUCCUAGUGGAGUCAUACAGUCUUGAUCCAGAGUCCCAGGAUAAAGAUGGAGUGACAUGUUUACACAUAUUAGCAAAGCAAGGAGAUAAAGAGAUAUACCAGUAUCUUGUACCUUAUGUUAGGAAUAAUCCAACUCCUAAGGAUAAAGCUGGUCGGUCUCCACUUCAUUAUGCUGGUAGACAUUAUCAGAUGUCACUGUAUCUCAUUCAAUCUUUUGAUAUUCAUCCUGAAGACAAAGACACUAAUGGAUUCACUGGUCUUCAUGCUGCCUGUCAAGCUGGUAACAUGCCACUAGUAUUACAUUAUUUGAAUAAACUUAACUGCAAUCGUUAUUUAGAGACACACGACUCUAAAGGUCUCUUAUAUUUUGCUUGUUUGAGCGGUCACUUGGAAAUGGUUUGUAUUUUAAUGGAAAAGUAUCAGUUAAAACCAGUUCAAAGAGACAUUGAUGCAGCACAGUCAAUCAAAGGAGGAGAGUCUAUAGUCAAAUUGUUGCUCAGACGCUUUUACUUUGUAAAAUUAAUACAAGAAAUGAUUAAAGAAGCAGAAAAAAGACAAGUAUUGCCCAUAGCUACUAAACCUCGUCCUUCAUUUAUAUCCUAA